CUCCGCCGUCCACAUCCACCCGCACCUGCUCUCGCCACCAUGACCCGCUUCUUCUGCUGCGGCAGCUACUUCCCCGGCUACCCCUGCUACGGCACCAACUGGCACGGGACCUACCGCGCCACCCCCCUGAACUGCGUGGUGCCCCUGGGCUCGCCCCUCAACUACGGGCACGGCUGCACCGGCUACGGCUCCCUGGGCCUCAGCCGGGAGCGGGGCAGCGAAGCGCAGGGUUGGCUCUUGGGUGACUUCCCCGGCGUCCCUGCUGGCACCCGGGCGGCACAGAACAGAGGCUGCGACGCAGCCACCAAACUACUAAACUCGCUUUACGAGGACGCAGCUGCUCAGGAGACAGUCAACCCCGAGGUUCCCAGGCUGUUCUGA
This is a messenger RNA of Myotis brandtii (Brandt's bat), 381 nucleotides long. RefSeq lists its product as uncharacterized. The transcript is spliced from 3 exons. Bases 40 to 381 code for a protein of 113 amino acids. NCBI's taxonomy places the organism in Eukaryota, Metazoa, Chordata, Mammalia, Chiroptera, Vespertilionidae. The record is from RefSeq and is a predicted model, not a curated record.